AUGCUCUGGCCAUCGCAGAGUAUAAUCAACGGUGCCCUAUCUGCUGCAUCGAGCAGGUUGGAUAGGGAUUUGGAAGCUGCUGCUCAAGCCUUCCCAUCUUCCUAUUCACCCUUAUGGCCCCGUUCCGACCACUUUUAUCCCCCAUUUUCAAUCCCCCAAUUGUUGACCCUCCCCUACCUUGCUUUGAUAGGCUUUUACCUCUUAAUUUCAACUCACAUGCGAACGCAGAGCGUCACUCCUCUCCUGUCGACAAACCCAUGUCCAACCAAGCGGUCCACCCCAGUUCAUCGGCUUCCAUGUGGAGCCCUCGAUCUCCCUUCAGAUUAG
This is a messenger RNA of Dicrocoelium dendriticum, 327 nucleotides long. The record is from the annotation of a GenBank genome assembly. Lineage: Eukaryota; Metazoa; Platyhelminthes; Trematoda; Plagiorchiida; Dicrocoeliidae.